Theileria orientalis strain Shintoku is the source of this 315-nucleotide messenger RNA. RefSeq lists its product as hypothetical. Lineage: Eukaryota; Apicomplexa; Aconoidasida; Piroplasmida; Theileriidae. Bases 1 to 315 code for a protein of 104 amino acids. The record is from RefSeq and is a predicted model, not a curated record. The transcript is spliced from 2 exons.
AUGAUUCUUUCGUUUGUGAAUAAAAUAUUACCUUAUUAUUUAUUUAACGUUAAUCGGCACUUCGCUACUCAUAAUAAUUCAGUUUCUAUACUACAACAGCAUUACAAUCGCUUGAAAAUAAGGAAAAAAUAUAUUAGGGCCAUUAAAAGGGGCACUUUAGUCUGGGACAGAGGACAGGUUAAAAUACCACCCAUAAAGGCCGAAAAUUACGAUCCGCCAAAAUAUUGUUUAUUACCAAAUGAAAAACAUAAAAAGGGGCAAUAUAAGGGUAGAUUCGAAAAUUUAACAUCUAAAAAAGUCUCAUUUUAUGAUUGA